CACCACCAUCACAGCCGGCCACCCGCCAUGGGGCCGAAGCGUAAAGCAUCCCCGGGCUCCGACCCGCCCGCUCCCGCACCCGCCUCACCUCCUCUCCCACGACCUGACCGCGACUUCGCCUCGCGAGCGCACGAUGCGAGCAACAGCACCGCCCGAAAGCAAGCCGCCGCGGACCGCCGCUUCCGCGAGCUGUACCACGCCCGCGCCCCAGACUUUGCGGACCUGUCGCGCCGCGAUCCCAACUUUGCCGCCGUGACCAAGGGCCGCGAGCUUGACUUUAACGACCCGAAGGCCGUCAUGCAGCUCACCAAGACGCUGCUGAAGCUCGACUUUGGGAUUAAGCUGGAGCUGCCAGACGACAGGCUAUGUCCUCCGGUUCCGAACCGGCACAACUACAUCCUCUGGCUCAAAGACCUGCUCGACACCUCAUCGUACAGCCCGCCCGGCCAGAAGCUCGUCGGCCUUGAUGUUGGCACAGGGGCGAGCUGCAUCUACCCCCUUCUCGGAUGCACACAGCGGCCCUGGUCUUUUAUCGCAACCGACACCGACGCAGAGAGCACAUCUUGGGCCAGGAAAAACGUCGAGCUCAAUGACCUUGCUGCCCGCAUCACCGUCUCUCAUCGGGACCCAUCCUCACCCCUCCUCCCACUUGACGACCUCGGCCUUACCUCUCUCGACUUCUGCAUGACCAACCCGCCCUUUUACGCCUCUGAGAAAGACAUGCUCGCUAGCGCGGCGCUCAAGGCCCGGCCACCGCGCACCGCCUGCACCGGCUCCCCCGCCGAGAUGGUCACACCCGGCGGCGAGGUCGGCUUCGUGAGUCGCCUGGUCGACGAGUCGCUCGCACUGCGCGACCGCGUGCGCUGGUACACGGCCAUGCUAGGCUUCUUGUCGAGCGUCGCCGAUGUGGUGGCCCGGCUGCGCGACAGUGGCGUCGACAACUUUGCCGUCACCGAGUUCGUCCAGGGGAACAAGACGCGGAGGUGGGCCGUGGCCUGGAGCUUCGCGCCCAUGAGGCCGGCGCAGGCCGUCGCGCGCGGGACCAAGGCCGCGACCGCGAAGCUGGGCAGCAGCGGCAGCAUCUUGCCGCCGCAGACGGAAUACCACCUGCCCGUGCAGCCGCUGCCCAGUGACAUUGGCGCAUUCGUGCAGCAUGUGCGCGAUGCCAUGGUCGCUUUGGAGCUCAUGUCCUGGGAGUGGGACAGCGAGGCCAUGGAGGGGACCGGACGGGCCGCGGAUCGCGUCUGGGCGCGGGCGUGGCGGCGCAAGAAGAAGCGCGCGGAGGCAGAGGCCAAGGAGAAGGGAACGGCGAAAGCAGACGCAGAAGGAGAGGCAAAACAGAACAUGGCCGAACCGGUCUGUGCGUUCGGGUUCAGGGUGCGGAUGCGAGUAGCCCUCGACCACCUCGACGUGCAGUGUCGGUGGAUGGAGGGCUUCGACGCCGUCGCGUUCGAGAGCUUUCAGGGGUUCCUCAAGACGACUGUAGAGGCGGCGACUGCUAGAGCGAAGGAACCCAAGUGAAAAUGAAGGCCUGAACUCAACAAAGUGCCAUGCCGACACCAGAAGCUAUGCCACCCACUUACUUACAUCUUGUGCCUGCUGCGUCCAGCUCUCGACGUGGACACUGCCGCCAUAUACCUCGACUCUGUUGGACUCAACUCUGUCCGUCUACUUUUCCAACGUGAACCCUUCCGGCAAGUGCUCGUUGUAGCCAGCCGCCACCAGCCGCUCCAUGGCCGCCCAGACGUCGGGCGGGAUCUCCUGCUCGACCUGGAACCCGCGCGCGGGGUAGUCGCGUAUGCGGACGAGGUCCCCGACCAUGACGUUGAGGACCAGACGACGGGGGUUUUCCGCGUCGGGGUAGUCUUCGAAGGCGUCGAAGCGCGGCGACGUGACGCACAUGCGCACCGCCCCGUCCUCCUCGCCAUCACCGCCAUUGCCAUCGCCAUCGCCAUCAGCGCCGGGCCACUGCCUGCGAAACGUAGCCCACGUGCGACGCUCCAUGUACGGCUUCUGGACGAGGAUGAGGGAGCGCGCGGGGACGCCCCGCUCGCGCAGCAGGG
This is a messenger RNA of Purpureocillium takamizusanense, 2063 nucleotides long. RefSeq names its product 23S rRNA (adenine(1618)-N(6))-methyltransferase. Lineage: Eukaryota; Fungi; Ascomycota; Sordariomycetes; Hypocreales; Ophiocordycipitaceae. Gene Ontology annotation, biological process: rRNA base methylation. The record is from RefSeq and is a predicted model, not a curated record. Gene Ontology annotation, molecular function: 23S rRNA (adenine(1618)-N(6))-methyltransferase activity. Gene Ontology annotation, cellular component: nucleus. Bases 28 to 1521 code for a protein of 497 amino acids. The transcript has 4 exons.